Messenger RNA from Rhincodon typus (whale shark), 945 nucleotides. Its product is annotated as brefeldin A-inhibited guanine nucleotide-exchange protein 1-like. Bases 1 to 912 code for a protein of 303 amino acids. The transcript has 8 exons. Lineage: Eukaryota; Metazoa; Chordata; Chondrichthyes; Orectolobiformes; Rhincodontidae. The record is from RefSeq and is a predicted model, not a curated record.
AUGAUAGAAUCCACCCUGCAGUCUGAGAGGGAGAAGCUGGAAUCGGAUGAAUGUGGAACCACUCCAGGAGGUGGUUCCAAUGCCAAGUUCUCUCACAUUCUGCAGAAGGAUGCUUUUCUGGUCUUUCGAUCAUUAUGCAAACUUUCCAUGAAGCCACUUUCUGAUGGUCCUCCUGAUCCAAAGUCUCACGAAUUACGCUCCAAGAUUCUUUCACUACAGCUUCUUCUAUCAAUUCUGCAAAAUGCCGGACCAAUUUUUCGAACUAAUGAAAUGUUUAUCAAUGCAAUAAAACAGUACCUUUGUGUGGCUUUGUCAAAAAAUGGUGUCUCCUCAGUGCCAGAAGUGUUUGAAUUAUCACUUUCCAUCUUCCUCACUCUAUUAUCAAACUUCAAGACUCAUCUUAAGAUGCAGAUAGAGGUAUUUUUCAAGGAAAUCUUUCUUUAUAUUUUGGAAACGUCGACAAGUUCGUUUGAUCACAAAUGGAUGGUAAUUCAGACUCUGACCAGAAUCUGUGCAGAUGCUCAAAGUGUAGUCGACAUUUAUGUAAAUUACGAUUGCGACUUGAAUGCUGCUAACAUCUUUGAAAGGUUGGUGAAUGACUUGUCAAAGAUAGCCCAAGGUCGAGGUGGUCAUGAGCUGGGAAUGACACCUGUGCAGGAGCUCAGUCUUAGGAAGAAGGGCUUGGAGUGCUUGGUCUCAAUUUUGAAGUGUAUGGUGGAAUGGAGUAAGGAUCUGUAUGUAAAUCCAAACUCUCAGACUAGCCUUGGCUGCCAUGUUGCUGUCUUUGCCAAUGGACUCAUCAAAGGGAUUUCAAACAUGGUGAACAGUGAACAGUGUUCCUUCACAACUGACUACAAAGUCCAGCCCAUUAUUUUUUUGAAGGUUAAAGGAUCGCAACUGUGCAGUGAAUAGAAGCUGGUCUUUCACUUAUGGAACCUAGCUAAG